This is a messenger RNA of Eleginops maclovinus (Patagonian blennie), 3046 nucleotides long. It is a transcript of the gene abhd11, whose product is annotated as abhydrolase domain containing 11. The record is from RefSeq and is a predicted model, not a curated record. Gene Ontology annotation, molecular function: carboxylic ester hydrolase activity. Gene Ontology annotation, cellular component: mitochondrion. Bases 131 to 1045 code for a protein of 304 amino acids. The transcript has 6 exons. NCBI's taxonomy places the organism in Eukaryota, Metazoa, Chordata, Actinopteri, Perciformes, Eleginopidae.
UCAAUCUGGAUCUAGCUGCUCACACUCUCACUACCGACUCUCUGCAGUUCCUGUGAUCGUGUUUGUGCAGCCGAUGGUUUAACGUACACGCUGUUUUGUCGAGAGGUUUGGUAACGGAGCAUAUGCUGCCAUGAGUGCUUUUUGUCGUCUGAUCCAGAGGGGACUGCCGUCGUGUCGUUUAUUUGCCGGUCAGCAGCAGGAUGUGUGCGGUGCGGCUCUCCCGGUCCGAUCAGCCAGCUCAUCCAGCCCAGUCAACUUGACCUAUGAUGUCUUCGAUGGGAAGGGAGAUAGCACUCCCCUGGUGUUUCUGCACGGUCUUUUUGGCAGCAAAUCUAACUUCCACUCAAUAGCCAAGUCCUUGGUGCAGCGCACAGGUCGAAAGGUGCUGACUGUAGAUGCCCGCAACCAUGGUAACAGCCCUCACAGCCCAGAGCUGAACUAUGAAGCGAUGGCCGAGGAUUUGAAGCACCUCCUCGCUCAACUUCACAUUGAAAAAUGCGUCCUCAUCGGCCACAGCAUGGGAGGAAAAACUGCCAUGACGACCGCCCUGACACAGGCUGGUUUGGUGGAGAGGCUCGUGGUGGUGGACAUCAGUCCAGCCCAGACCUCAACACGCACCAACUUCCGGUAUUACAUCAAGGCCAUGCAGGAGGUGAAGAUCUCCAGCGACAUCCCGCGCUCCACUGCCAGGCGGAUGGCUGAGGAUCAGCUGCGCAGUUUGGUCAAGGAGCGCUCGGUGCGUCAGUUCCUACUGACGAACCUGGUGGAGCAGAACGGAAACUACGCCUGGAGGGUCAACCUGGAGUCCAUCUCGGCGCACCUUGAGGACAUCAUGAGCUUCCCCAGCUUCGACACUGUCUAUGACGGACCGACAUUGUUUUUGGGUGGAGCAAGCUCUGCAUAUAUCAGCUCUGACGAUUACCCAGAAAUCCAGAGGCUGUUCCCUAACGCUGACAUCCAGUACAUCCCAGAUGCGAGCCACUGGAUCCACGCAGAUAAACCCUUAGAUUUCAUCAGCUCCGUCAGCUCCUUCCUUCAGUCCUAGCUGCCUGCUGCCUCCACCUCAGAACUUUUUAACGCACCCCUGAGCGUGAAAAUGACGGUUAGUAUUCAGCAGCUUCAGCGAGAAGGAGUUGUUGAUGAUGCUAAUAUUUGCCAACACUGGACCAAACUCGCCCUUUUAUAGCAGUCAGUCCUUUUAACAAUGUUAGUGAAGCGUAGCAACGGUCAACUUUUCUUUUGUGUAGUCUCUGCCAGACAGGUAGUGUUACUAGAUGUGUUUUCAUUGAUUUACAGGUCAGUAGGUAGACAAUAUAUAACAUAACGGGGCUGUUUAAGAGUUAAUGUACUAAUCCAAAGAAACAUUGCACACUGCUUUCGUGAUGUUGAAACAUUAAUGCCAGUACAAUAGCGAAGUUGCAUUAGGAUAACAAUAACGCGGGAAUGCUGAAGAGGACCAGCAGUCGGGGUUUGAUAUGAAAGUUUUGACAGCACUGGAAUGAAAUGAAUAUUGUUUACCUGAGCAGUUGAGUGAGGAAUGUGCAAAGCAAAAAAUGUGGGGUUUUCUUUUGCACAAGAGAGUUUGGUAUCGUGUCAGAAGGUCCAAGCUCUGCAAAGAGGCUGUAAUGCAGGUGGUUUGUUGUAGAAACAGAUUUUAAUGUUGAUAAGAGUAAUAUAUACAAUAUAUUGUUCUGGAUCUUUAUUUCUCACAUCCUCUUCUCUGUAUCUGCUGACAGAGAUGAGGAUUUACAUUUCAUUGACUUUGCCACAACUCGAGUACAUCGAGAGCGCUGGUUAUAUUUUUAUCAAGAUUAUCACCCAUGAAAACCAAGCUGAAACAUAUAAAUGCAGAACUGUCAGAAACUUUUUCCUGAAUAUCUCAGGUUAUAGUGGAUAUGCUAAUUAUUAACAAUGUAAACUAUUCUCCUGUCUGUCUGGCAAUAAGCCGUGGUAAUGUCGUUGUGUAUUUGGUCCAUCAGUGUUUUAUUGAAACAUGUUUUACUGAGUUAUUUUCCGUGUCUUGCUUAUCUACAUAGCCAAGGCGCUAUAUGGGUAUCUUACAAAUAUAUGCUGCAGAAAUGUAUGUUGUUAUCUAAUCGUACUAGUGUUAAUAUUAGUUCUGUUUCCAUGGGUUUGAGCGUUCUGGUCCAGUAGUGAAACUGCCAUCUUAAUGAAUAAGCAGGGUGUUGUAAAUGUGUGCCUCUUUUGUCAAAAGCUGCUUUUCUCUAUUUCUCUAAAACUUGAUAAAAAAAAUAACAAAUCUUUUAUUUUACAACUAGCAGACUUUAGAUUGGCAGCUGGAUUGCCAGUUUUGUGUGAAUUUUCUCACAAGGAAGCUUAACCGAUGUCCCUUCAUGGCGCUAGAUGUUUUACUGUCAGUGUUUUCUGUCCGUUUGAUGUGAAUACCGAAGUCUAAAAGCCUUCAAAUGAUCAGAAUUAGAUGAGUGAAAUUCUCCUAAUGGUGUUCAUUUUACAAAACUCCAGAUUGUAGAGAAGCACCUCCUCUUCCUCCUCGUCCACAGGACAGAUUUUUCUGUCUGGGUGGUGGUGAGGGGGGGGGGGGGGUGGAAUUAUCUUUUAAAAGAGAACUCUGUGUCAUCAAUAUAGAAGAGUGAAUUUAUUUAAUCACAUUGAAAAGUUGAAGACUGUAAUCAUCUGUGCACGAGUGUGUAUUGUUUUACUUUGAGCAUGCCUUUUCUCUCGUCAUCAUGUGUAACUUUGUGCUUCAUGCGUCUGUUUGUUGCCCGAAAGUGGCACUCUCAGUCUAGAUAAUCUGAUACAUACAUUUAAAAUAAAUGUGGACAAGGAGCAUAAUGGAUUAUAUAUAUUAUUGAAAGUGUACAGACGGAAAUCCUACAAUAAAAUGACAAAUCUGCAACAAAGUGUGUUUGUUUUUUUCUCUUUUUAAUGCAACUAGCUAAAGUGCAGACAGUGCAGCAUUUAAAGUGAUGUAGUGGCAAAGAAACUGCAGUUUGACUCAGCAGCAGGUUUGGAAGAGCUUUUGCUUAAGACAUUGAUUUAUUACAAAAUGACUGGAAUAUCAGGA